Messenger RNA from Camellia sinensis, 2881 nucleotides. RefSeq names its product putative protein phosphatase 2C 33. Gene Ontology annotation, molecular function: protein serine/threonine phosphatase activity. Lineage: Eukaryota; Viridiplantae; Streptophyta; Magnoliopsida; Ericales; Theaceae. Gene Ontology annotation, biological process: protein dephosphorylation. The record is from RefSeq and is a predicted model, not a curated record.
GGAUUUGGUUACACAAAGUUUGGUGCUGUAAUUAAUUGAGUAUUAGGCAUUUACUGUCAUUAAGAUCUUAAGAGUUUGAUAGCAAUCGUACAUACAUAUGGCCCAGUCAGAGAAAACAGAGAAGAAGGCCCUAUCUUCUUCUUCUUCUGUGUUGGCUUUUUGUUUCUCUCUCUCUCUCUCUCUUUCUCUCAGCGCGUUUUUUUGCGAUCUCCGGUUUUUGGGUUUUCGCUAGCGCUAUUCUCUCUCCGCACUAUUGAAUCUGUCAAACCGUCCGAAUCUCUCUCUCUCUCUCUCUCUCUGUGUGUGUGUCUACUUUACAUUCUACUAGCAAGGUUAUAUCUUGUUUCUUCUUUGUGUUUAUUUAUGGGUUUUGUUGGAUUGACUGGUGUUCGAUCUGCUAAAGAGGUGUUGCUUUCUCUCUAAUUGGGGAAUUUUGAGUGUUUCCGAAACAUUCCCUGGCGUCGAAUUCUCGAUUUGGUUAAAGAUUUUGGGUACUUGAGAUCUUUGAUCCAACUCCGCCUAAUUGGUUAUGGGUGUGGUGAAUUUUGGUUUUUGAUUUGGGUAUGCAUUCAUUCAAGGGGGAGGCUUUUGCAAAGGGAAAAAAACAGGGAUUUUGAUUUGUUUGCUUUAAGUGGAUAGAAGAAAGGAAAGGGCAAAUAGAUCUCUGAUCCAUUCCAUUCCAUUAGCUUUUUCAUAAAGCAAAGGGAAACGGUUGGUGGAGAUUGACAUAAUAAUUUUUUUUUUUGUGCUUAUAGAAAGUGCUUUCCUUUUUAGAUUUGGGAAUUGAAUUUGCAGUGUUCUUCUGCAUCAACCCCGGGCUGCGUUAAUUGGAUGUAAUUGCAUGAUUGAAGGGGGGGUUAAAAGCUGAAAUUUAGCCUGCAAAAAAAGAAAACAAAGUUUUUUUGUAGGGAUUUUCUGGACAGUUUUUGUGACGGAUUCGUCUACUGAAAAUAGGGGGUGUGACUGCAUAGCUGGUCUGGAGUGCAUAUUAAAUAUUAUCAGGGCCCUUAGGAUGGGGUCCUGCUUGUCUUCCGAUAGCAGGAGCCCUCCCCCAAGUUCCCCUCUGGGGAUUAGGAAGAAGAAGGUCUCAAAGAAGAGACCCGGGUCUCGUAAUUCUUCCUUUGAUUGCAGGAGGGAAGAACAGUUGCAUAGGAUUCCGGGGCGAAUGUUCUUGAAUGGGUCCACUGAAGUUGCUUCACUCUUUACCCAGCAAGGCAAGAAAGGGACCAAUCAAGAUGCCAUGAUUGUUUGGGAGAAUUUUGGCUCAAGAACAGACAGAAUCUUUUGUGGCGUUUUCGAUGGGCAUGGUCCUUAUGGUCACAUGGUUGCAAGGAGGGUGAGAGAUUCCCUCCCCUCAAAAUUGAGUGCACAUUGGGAACUUAAUAUGAAGAGUGAUGAAGUUCUCAAAGAGAUCAGCCUUAGUAAGACUGGUAGCAUGAACUCUGAAGGUACUUCCUUUGUAUCUGCUGAUGAGGAAGCCAGGCCCUCCUUUGAUGUUGAAGAAACCGAAAAGCAGCCAGAGAUCUUUCAGACAUUGAAAGAGUCCAUCCUGAAGGCAUUUAAAGUCAUGGAUAAGGAACUAAAAAUGUACACAAAUAUUGACUGCUUUUGCAGUGGGACAACUGCAGUAACACUGGUGAAACAGGGCCAGUAUCUUGUGAUUGGAAAUGUUGGGGACUCGAGGGCUGUACUGGGUACAAGAGAUGAAGACGAUUCUAUUGUUGCGGUUCAGUUAACAGUGGACCUCAAACCAAAUCUUCCAGCGGAAGCAGAGAGGAUUAGAAAAUGUAAAGGCCGUGUGUUUGCCCUUCGAGAUGAACCUGAGGUUGCCCGAGUUUGGCUGCCAAACAAUGAUUCCCCUGGACUUGCAAUGGCCCGUGCUUUUGGAGAUUUCUGCCUCAAAGAUUUUGGACUGAUCUCCGUGCCUGAAAUUACUAUUCGAUGUCUAACCGACAAGGAUGAGUUUGUUGUCUUGGCAACAGAUGGGAUUUGGGAUGUGCUUUCAAAUAAUGAAGUGGUAGACAUUGUAGCGUCUGCCCCAUUGCGUUCCACUGCUGCUCGAGCUCUUGUUGAGUCUGCAGUUCGAGCAUGGAGGCGUAAAUACCCUACUUCCAAAGUCGAUGAUUGCGCUGUGGUUUGUCUCUUCCUAGAUUCAUGCUCGGGCAACAAUUUAUCCACUGAUUUCAAUAUCAAAUCCAAAGAGAAAAUUGUUCCAACAGAGCAAGGCAACAUUCGCAGUGUGAAAGAUGAUGAUCCUUCUCCCCCAACUGAGCUGGUUCGUUCUGGAACUGUUCGAGGUGAUGAAGAAACUGUUGCAGAAGAAAACAAAGAGGAGGAAGGCUUGGGAAAUGAGGAAGAAAUGCAAAUGGAAUCAGGAAUUGAAUGGUCUGCUUUGGAAGGAGUGUCUCGGGUAAACACACUAUUGACUUUGCCCAGGUAUGUUCCCGGUAAAGAGGAGAAGAAAGCUUCCUCAGAGACCAAGUCUCGGAAAUGAUCUUAGGUAUGAAAGUUUGUCGAUUUGAUUUUCUUUUAUUUUUCUUCUCACUAGCUAGUUCCUUGGUCUGUUUAUUUAUUAUUUUUUCCCCCGAAAUUUUAAAUAUUCUUUGUUUUCUCUUUGUUUAUGAUUUAUUUUUGUAUACAAAAGCCAAAAAAAAUUAAGCAAAAGCGAUUGUAGCAGCAUUGAUGUUUUGUUUAGGACCCGGAGAUCUGGGCCUAUCUAUGAGUGUCUGCGAAAUCAUCCGCUCUCUAGUAUGGGUAGAAUUGGAAUUUUGUAAAACUCCCAACUCUCCAUUCAUUUUUUCUGCUUCUUGAUUUUUUUGUUGAUUUGUUGGUUGUUAUUUACUCUGAAAAUAAUUUGUGGUAAUGAAUUCAUUAUUCUCAA